Molecule: messenger RNA, 1274 nt
Organism: Styela clava
Lineage: Eukaryota; Metazoa; Chordata; Ascidiacea; Stolidobranchia; Styelidae
Product: actin, muscle
Source: RefSeq, a predicted model, not a curated record
CGAGCUUUUGGAAAGUUAUUUGUAUAUUCAACUUGUAUAAACAACUAAAUAACACCAACAUGUCUGACGGAGAAGAAGAUCAAACAGCAAUUGUCUGCGAUAACGGAUCCGGUUUGGUAAAAUCUGGGUUUGCUGGAGAUGACGCUCCUAGAGCUGUGUUUCCUUCCAUUGUCGGAAGACCAAGACACCAAGGCGUUAUGGUAGGAAUGGGACAAAAAGACAGCUAUGUUGGAGACGAAGCACAAAGCAAGAGAGGUAUUCUUACACUCAAGUAUCCAAUUGAGCACGGAAUCAUAACCAAUUGGGAUGAUAUGGAAAAAAUCUGGCAUCACACUAUGUACAACGAACUUCGUGUAGCUCCCGAAGAACAUCCAACUCUUCUCACUGAAGCUCCUCUCAACCCUAAAGCCAACCGUGAAAAGAUGACACAAAUUAUGUUUGAAACAUUCAAUGUACCAGCAAUGUACGUUGCAAUUCAAGCUGUUCUUUCACUUUAUGCUUCAGGAAGAACCACAGGUAUUGUUAUGGACGCUGGAGAUGGUGUUUCUCACAACGUACCAAUCUACGAAGGCUACGCUCUUCCACACGCCAUCGCUCGUCUCGAUUUGGCUGGUAGGGAUCUCACUGAUUAUUUGAUGAAAAUCCUCACCGAAAGAGGAUAUUCUUUUGUUACAACUGCUGAGCGUGAAAUCGUCCGUGAUAUCAAAGAAAAAUUGUGCUAUGUUGCACUCGACUUCGAACAAGAAAUGGCAACUGCUGCUUCAUCCACUUCACUUGAAAAAAGCUACGAACUUCCAGAUGGGCAAGUCAUUACUAUCGGUAACGAGAGAUUCCGAUGCCCUGAGACUCUCUUCCAGCCAUCAUUUAUAGGUAUGGAAUCAGCUGGCAUCCACGAAACCACCUACAACUCCAUUAUGAAAUGUGACAUCGAUAUUCGAAAGGACUUGUACGCAAAUAACGUUCUCUCUGGUGGAACCACAAUGUAUCCAGGUAUUGCAGAUCGUAUGCAAAAAGAAAUCACUGCUCUCGCACCAAGCACAAUGAAAAUCAAGAUCAUCGCUCCUCCUGAAAGAAAAUAUUCUGUCUGGAUCGGAGGAUCAAUCCUCGCUUCUCUCUCUACUUUCCAACAGAUGUGGAUUUCAAAACAAGAAUACGACGAAGCUGGUCCGUCCAUCGUCCAUCGAAAAUGCUUUUAGGGUAUAAACCGCUAACCUGGACUGUGUUAUUUAUUUUUGAUUAAUAAAUAUGAGCUGAUUAAAAUAUUUGUCAAUUCA